Messenger RNA from Penicillium soppii, 789 nucleotides. RefSeq names its product SDR family NAD(P)-dependent oxidoreductase. NCBI's taxonomy places the organism in Eukaryota, Fungi, Ascomycota, Eurotiomycetes, Eurotiales, Aspergillaceae. The record is from RefSeq and is a predicted model, not a curated record. The coding region runs from base 1 to 789 and encodes 262 amino acids. The transcript has 5 exons.
AUGACUUGCAACGUUCAAGGAGUUGCAUUCAUCACUGGAGGUGCAUCGGGAAUUGGCAAGAGCACUGCCUUUGCCCUAGCCCGCAACGGUAUCAGUGGGCUAGCUCUUCUUGAUCUCAACUUGUCUUUGCUUGAAACAGCUCAAGCCGAACUCCAAAUUCAGCACCCAAAUGUCGGCGUUGAGAUCCUACAAGUGGAUGUCGCAGACGAGGCAUCAGUUGACGCAGCUGUCCAACAAACUGUGGAGCGAUUCGGCCGCAUUGACAUCGGCGUCAACUGUGCUGGCAUAAGCGGAAAUCCCACUUCAACUCACCAAAUGACUUUAGCAGAGUGGAAGAAGGUCAUUGAUAUCAACCAAACUGGAGUCUGGCUCUGCCAAAGAGCUUUGAUCCGGCAGAUGCUAACACAGGAGUCUCGUGGUAUUCGGGAGGGGCGUGGAGUUAUUGUCAAUGUCUCUUCCAUGUUCGGCAUUGGCGGUCCACCAGGUCCAUUUGGGAUUCCACACUACACUGCAGCAAAACACGCUGUUGUCGGAUUGACCAAAAUGGACGCCAAAGCAUACUCGCGGGAUGGAAUCCGUAUCAAUGCCAUAUGUCCUGGUUUCGUGGACACCCCAAUCAUUAAAGAGCAGAUUGAGUCCGGGUCAAUGGACGCCCAGUUUCAGAUGACACCCAUCGGCCGGCCGGCACAGGUUGAGGAGAUUUCCGACGCAAUGCUCUUCCUUUGCUCCAUUUCGAGCAGCUAUAUGUGUGGAGCGGCGUUGGUCGUUGACGGAGGUUUCACCGUCUGA